CUCUCUUUUUGCCCCUUUAUGCUUAUUGUUGACGAUCUUUUAGCUGAUUUUGUGCGUGUUUAUGUUAGUGGUGAGAGAACAGUGAAGAAGCUGAGGCUUUCGAAAGCCCUAACGAUCCCCGAGGGCACGUCGGUGUCCGAUGCGUGCCGGAGAAUGGCACAGAGGAGAGUGGAUGCGGUUCUGUUGACUGAUUCUAAUGGGCUGUUAUCUGGGAUUGUAACUGAUAAGGAUAUUUCGACGAGGGUUAUAGCAGAAGGGUUAAGGACCGAGCAAACAGUCAUUUCGAAGAUUAUGACCAGGAAUCCGAUUUUUGUGAUGGCCGAUACUCUGGCUAUUGAGGCAUUGCAGAAGAUGGUUCAAGGUAAAUUUAGGCACCUUCCUGUUGUGGAAAAUGGUGAGGUUAUUGCCAUGUUAGAUAUUACAAAAUGCCUGUAUGAUGCUAUAUCGAGAAUGGAGAAGGCAGCAGAGCAGGGUAGUGCCUUAGCUGCCGCCGUCGAAGGGGUUGAGCGCCAAUGGGGAAGCAAUUAUUCGGCUCCUUAUGCUUUUAUUGAAACUCUUCGAGAACGGAUGUUUAAGCCUUCUUUGUCAACUAUCAUCACGGAAAACUCAAAAGUGGCGGUGGUUUCUCCUUCAGAUCCUGUCUAUGUUGCAACAAAAAAGAUGCGUGACCUUCGGGUUAAUUCAGUGAUUAUUGUGACAGGAGGCCAGCCUCAAGGGAUUCUUACUUCAAAGGAUGUGCUUAUGCGAGUAGUUGCUCAGAAUCUUUCGCCAGAGUUGACUCUAGUAGAAAAGGUAAUGACUGCAAAUCCUGAAUGCGCCACAUUGGAGACAACAAUACUUGAUGCACUGCAUAUCAUGCAUGAUGGAAAAUUCUUACAUCUUCCUAUUGUAGAUGGGGAGGGGCAAAUUACUGCUUGCUUGGAUGUCCUACAAAUAAGUCACGCUGCCAUUUCCAUGGUUGAAGGAGGUCAAGGAGCUGUAAAUGACAUGGCAAACACAAUGAUGCAGAAGUUUUGGGAUUCUGCUCUUGCUUUAGAGCCACCAGAUGAGGAAUAUGAUAGUCGCAGUGAGCUUUCUGGAAUGGUACCAUCUGAUGCAGAUACUGCGAAAUCCAUGUACCCACCUCUUCUUGGAAACUCAUUCUCCUUCAAGUUCGAAGACCAGAAAGGGCGAGUGCAUAGAUUCAAUUCUGGUACCGAGAGUCUAGAUGAGCUUGAAUCUGCAGUAAAACAGAGAGUAGGGCUUGAAGAUAGCAAGGAGAAGAUUCAUUUGUUGUAUGUGGAUGAUGAAGGUGAUAAGGUUCUGCUUGCCACGGAUAGUGACCUUGCUGGAGCUGUGAAUCAUGCCAAAUUAGCAGGGUGGAAGGUUCUCAGGCUGCACAUUGAUAACUCUGAUACCAAACAAAGUACAACAAAACUAGAAGAAGCGACAAAAAUAUCUUCUGACUUGGCAGUUGUCGAAAAAAGUCAAUUGACUCCGCUUACAACAGGGCUUAUGGCUGGUGCAGUUGUAUUGACUGGUAUGGGGAUUAUGGUUUACCUGAAGCGAGCCAAUGUGUGAUCUUCCAUCAAAAAUUGAAGAACUACUUUAACUUAAUAUAGAAUCAGAGCUCGCUGAUACAAAAAAAGUAAGAGAUCAAGGUUACUCGGUUAAAAUAUCUGCAACAUCAGAUUUUAUUUGCUGAAAAAAAAUCUUGUUGCUAAAGGAAUCACAGUUCGAUGUUGUCUAGGGAGCAGGAACAUUCCAUAAUAUCCAACGUAUCAUCAGGCAAUAUUCCACUGUUCAUAUUGUUCAUUGCUCCUUUUUCUUCCGAAGCAAAAGUAGAUUGUUUCAUGUGUAAUCUAUUAUCUAUUUUCUACUUUCCAUAUAUUGCUACACUUGAAGCAAUUACAGUGGUCAUAUAUAUGCAGGAUCAGCAAUGAAGUAUAAACGUGCUAAAUGUAUGCAAGCUGACGAGGGUUUUUGCAGAAGGUCUAAUUAAGUUCCCAGUUUUGUGUUGGAGCAGAGGUUACUUAGCCUUAAUUAUCUUUUCUCCCCUUGUCAUGGAUUUUUGCUUUGUGUUGCUAAGAUGGAUUUUCGAGUUCCUCUUAUUAUUGGUAUUUACAUCAUCAACAGAAUUUUAUAUUGAACGUUGUUAUUGAUAGCCAUUGUUCCGGCA
Asparagus officinalis (garden asparagus) is the source of this 2158-nucleotide messenger RNA. Its product is annotated as CBS domain-containing protein CBSCBSPB3-like. Bases 19 to 1560 code for a protein of 513 amino acids. Gene Ontology annotation, molecular function: protein binding. Lineage: Eukaryota; Viridiplantae; Streptophyta; Magnoliopsida; Asparagales; Asparagaceae. The record is from RefSeq and is a predicted model, not a curated record. The transcript is spliced from 13 exons.